Messenger RNA from Boleophthalmus pectinirostris (great blue-spotted mudskipper), 2938 nucleotides. It is a transcript of the gene blk, whose product is annotated as BLK proto-oncogene, Src family tyrosine kinase. Gene Ontology annotation, cellular component: extrinsic component of cytoplasmic side of plasma membrane. Gene Ontology annotation, molecular function: signaling receptor binding; non-membrane spanning protein tyrosine kinase activity; ATP binding. The record is from RefSeq and is a predicted model, not a curated record. Bases 282 to 1739 code for a protein of 485 amino acids. Gene Ontology annotation, biological process: cell differentiation; protein phosphorylation; innate immune response. The transcript is spliced from 14 exons. Lineage: Eukaryota; Metazoa; Chordata; Actinopteri; Gobiiformes; Gobiidae.
CUGUCAGGAGGAGGGAGCAUAGAGGAGAGAGAGUGUGGGCUACAAACUGAGCUGAUAAGAGAGAUAUAAGGAAGUAGAAGACAGUGCCACUAGAGCACUUCACUAACAAGUCACUAGGAAAAGAUUCAGGAUGGUUAUUUGUUUGGCCUCAUCAUAAAGAAAGUAGCAUUUUUCUGAACAGAUUAUGUCAGCAGCAGCAUGAAUGUACUAAACCUGUCAUUCAAAAGGAGCAAAGCCUGAACACUGACAGGCUACGUUUGGUGCCAUUUUCAGCAUCUAGGAUGGGCUGUGCUUGCAGUGGCCAGAAGGAUUAUAAUUUCAACAAGGACAAACAAAAACAUCAGGCCUUAAGCUCUUCCAAUCACACUGGGAAUAAUGGAAACGCAUAUCAAAAUGAUAAUAAUGUGUGUGUGGCUCAACAUGACUUUGUAGCAACCAACAACACUGAUCUACCUUUCAAAAAGGGAGAGAAACUCAAGGUUAUACAAGAAAAUGGAGAGUGGUGGGUGGCACGCUCACUGGUAACUGGUCAGGAAGGCUUAAUACCAUCUAAUUAUGUGGCCAGAGCAGAUACACUGGAAGUGGAAAAGUGGUUUUUCAAAGAUGUGAGUCGAAGAGAAACUGAGCGACUUCUUUUAGCUCCAGGAAACAAACCUGGGUCAUUUCUGAUCAGAGAAAGUGAGACGUGUAAAGGUUCUUUCUCCCUGUCUGUCAGAGAUUAUGUCCUAGAGGAAGGAGAUGUGGUAAAACACUACAAGAUCCGUAAUCUGGACAAAGGAGGUUUCUACAUCACCCCUUCGAAUGCUUUUGUGUCUCUGCAGGACCUGGUCAGAUACUACAACCGUACAGCAGAUGGCUUGUGUCAGCGGCUUCUUUUUCCGUGUAAACCCAGGACCCCACAGAGACCGUGGGCUGCAGAUGAGUGGGAGAUCCCCAGGGAGACGUUGAAAAUGGUGAAAAAACUGGGGGCUGGGCAGUUUGGAGAAGUUUGGAUGGGCUACUAUAAAAACACACAGAAAGUGGCUAUCAAAACUCUGAAGGAGGGGACCAUGGAGCCAGAGGCCUUCCUUCAAGAGGCUAACCUCAUGAAACAGUUAAAACACGAGCGACUAGUGCGACUUCACGCUGUCGUCACCAGGGAACCCAUCCUCAUAGUGACAGAGUUCAUGGUAAAUGGUUCUCUUCUGGAGUUCCUACAGACCAGCGAAGGCAAAAAUUUGAAGCUAACUAAAUUAAUAGAUAUGUCUGCCCAGAUAGCUGAGGGCAUGGCAUAUAUUGAAAUGAAAAACUAUAUCCACCGAGAUUUGCGUGCCGCCAACAUUUUGGUCAGUGAGACCCUUCACUGUAAAAUCGCAGACUUUGGACUGGCACGAAUCAUCGAUUCUGAAUAUACUGCAAAAGAAGGGGCUAAAUUUCCAAUCAAGUGGACUGCUCCAGAAGCCAUUAAUUACGGCACAUUCAGCAUUAAGUCUGAUGUCUGGUCUUUUGGGAUCCUUCUCACAGAAAUAGUCACCUAUGGAAGAAUACCGUACCCAGGAAUGACCAACCCUGAGGUGAUGAAGAUGUUGGAGACGUUGUACCGGAUGCCGUGUCCCGAGGGCUGUCCCAAUGAACUCUAUGAGAUAAUGAUGAUGUGCUGGAAAGAGGAGGCAGCAGCAAGACCCACAUUUGAGUUUUUACAAAGCACACUCAAUGACUUCCUCAUUGCAACAGAGGGCCAGUAUGAGUUACAUCCAUAACCACUGUUGGAUGACCUUCAAUAAUGGACAAAACAGACAUUUAAUACUUCUGAGAGCAAGAACACCUGACACAUCACCAUCUCAAGAUGUUAUCCCUGAAGUGGAAGAGUUACAAUCAAGCACAUUUUACAAGAGCUCUUUUAUAGGUUUGUCAUUAGUUACUAUGUUGUAUAUUUUCUACCCUGUAUUUUGGUAACUUUGUCAAAAGCUGGUGUAAACAGUACACCAUGCUUUUUGUUUGUUUUUUUGGGGUGUUGUAUGUAGAAUUGUAUAAAUGCAGUCUAAGCCGUGCACUUGCAUAUAAGUCAUUGAGAUGCCAACAGGAAGCCCUACAGCCUUAGACCUUGUGGUUUGAUCCCUGGUGGGUGAGACAAUAUCUUGAAGAUAACAGUGGAAUGGCCCCACCAAGCAGGGGUUAAACCCAGCCAUUUCCUGAUUGCAAGGAAACAGGAAGUGUGCGUCAGCGUUCCUCAAAUACCACAUUUAGAGCUGGAGACUGGUGAGGUCCUAUCCUGUACAUAAAAUAUCUUCUAGUUAGUUAUCAAAAUAAAAUAAAUUAUUGGGUAAGAUAAGUGGCUUUGUUGUCUUCAUCGUGUUUAUCAGGAACAGCAGCUUGUGGUCUAACAAGAACAAUAAAAAAAUGAUGCAUCUUUAUGUAUUUUGGAAACCGUUUCUGUUGUAUCAUCAAAACUGUAUUUUUUUUGUUUACUGUAAGUGAAAGUUGGCCUUUGCAAAACCUAGUGAUGUAACUCUGGAGAGAGCCCAGCUGGGAGGGGGGCAACCUCCAAGUGAAUGUGUGUGUUUCAUUUCUUUUAUCACUGAAAGGUGCUGCCAAAAUCACAAUACUGUUAUUGCUAUCCCAUAAAUACAGUUUAUUACCUUCAUUUGUUUAUUGCUUAUAAGUGAUGAUUUUGUAUUUUGUUUUUGCAAAAUAAAGAGGAGGGGAAUAUUAUAAAUGUUGUUAUCCCAACAGUAACCAGUAGAUGUCAGGCUCACACAGGAUGAUGAAAAAAUACAUUUUAUAAAGAACAUGAGCUGAAUGAACAGACCAGUAUUAUUAAAGUCCUUGUUUUAAAUUCAUUCUUUUUGGUGAAACAUACAAUGUAUUAAUUUAGUUUUUCAGAUGUCUAUGUGAAUUCCCACCUCCCAUCAUAUGUUGUUUUACAUUUUGUUAUAUAAAUAAAUAUGUGCAUGGGGAA